AUUCAGCUAUUCAAGCGCAAUUAUCUGGCUAUGCGGCUACUCGGUGGCAUAUUUAAGCACAGAGAACAGACGAGACGAUCUCUCGCCAGUUACACAUUAUGGCUAAACUUCAGCAAAAUACGAACGUAGAACGCAUAAACAUGCGUUACUCUACAGGCACUAGUAACGCUGCAUCGCAGCCUUUGCAACGCUUGUAGUUAUGCGCUUGCUUUACUAUAUUUACGGUAGCCUUAAAACUGAGGGAAAUUCUGAGACCCGCCGUUGAGAACGUCAUGCGAAUUGUGCGUGUGGGUCGUGCAAGGGGGGCCGAGCAAGUAAAAAGUAAACACUGCGUCGAUGGAAGGAGACCAUCCGGGGUGCAGAAGCUGCAUUUCACUCGGGUGCUCUGCGUUUAGCAACACUUCGAGGGUCAACAUCGGGAUUUAUUCUUUACGCCCUGGAGUAUGCACCGUAACAAAAUAAGUCUAUUUUCCGUGGAUGACUUCUCGCCGCCAUAAAAUUUUUGGAUUAUUCAUUAAUUCAGUCUGGCUAUAUUUUCAGACACCACCGCUGCCUUCAUUGAAGCGCGUGUUUAAUGCCUGAUUCUUAUCAUAUUCUAUAUAACGUAGACUGCAGUCAUUUUUAGACAGGUUUUGUAAAUAGCACACGAUUCAAUUAACUUGUUUGUAAAUACUGGGAUUUUAAGAACGGGGUUAUUUUCUUGCUCGUGUUCUUCGGUCGUCGCGGCGAUACCGGCAUCACGUUCGCUAGCUAGUUGUAGAUAAUCCGCCGGGGAGAGAAGCCGGCAACAGACGGAUAAAAUGACUAUGUCCGUCCCGGAGAGGAACUCGGGGUCUGGGGGAAAGGAAGAGGAGAGUGAGGAUGAAAGCGAAAUCCUGGAGGAGAGCCCGUGCGGACGCUGGCAGAAGCGAAAGGAGCAGCUGAGCCAGGGUAAUGUCCCAGGCAUUGAAACUGCCUCUCUGGCCAUGGACACAGAGGAGGGGGUGGAGGUGGUGUGGAACGAAGUUCAGUUUUCUGACAAGAAGAUCUUCAAGGCCCUGGAAGACAAGAUCAAGGAGAUGUUCGAGAACCUGAUGCAGGUGGAGCACCCCAACAUCGUCAAGUUCCACAAGUACUGGCUGGACAUGAGGGAGAGCCGGGCGCGAGUGAUCUUCAUCACUGAGUACAUGUCAUCGGGCAGCCUCAAGCAGUUCCUGAAGAAAACCAAGAAAAACCAUAAGACUAUGAAUGUAAAGGCGUGGAAAAGGUGGUGCACGCAGAUCCUCUCCGCCCUCAGUUACCUCCACUCUUGUGACCCGCCCAUCAUCCACGGCAACCUCACCUGCGACAACAUCUUCAUCCAGCACAACGGGCUCAUCAAGAUCGGCUCAGUGUGGCACAGGCUGUUUGUGAACGUGUUCCCCGAGGCCGUCCACGGCAAAGUGCGGCACCACCGAGACGAGCAGAGGAACCUGCACUUCUUCGCUCCGGAAUACGGCCUGGCUGAAGAUGACUACAGCAUCGACAUCUUCUCCUUCGGGAUCUGUGUCCUGGAGAUGGCUGUCUUGGAAAUCCAGGCCAAUGGAGACACUGUAGUGUCCAAGGAGGCCAUUACGCUUGCAGGACAGUCACUAGAAGACCCCCUCAUGAGAGAGUUCACCCAGUCCUGCCUGCGCCCUGAGGCGAAGCUGAGGCCCACGGCACACGACCUGCUCUUCCACCGGGUCCUGUUUGAGGUCCACUCCCUGAAGCUUCUGGCCGCCCACUGCUUCAUCAACAACCAGUACCUGCUCCCGGAGAACUGCUUGGAGGAGAAGACCAAGUCCUUCGACCCCAGCGGCAUCAUGGCCGAAAUCGAGCACGAGGACCGCCCGGGCGUCCAGCUCAAAUAUUCCCACGUCUCCCCUCUAGAACUGGACAAGUUCCUGGAGGACGUCAAAAACGGGAUCUACCCCCUGAUGAACUUCGCCUCCCAGCGACCCCACCCCAUCCCGCGCGCUCUCUCGCUGUCCCAGGAGCAGAUGGAGACGGUGCAGACCCCCACCCCUGAGCCCCAGGAGAUGGAGACCAGGAAGGUUGUACAGAUGCACUGUAAUCUGGAGUCUAAUGAGGAAGGGACCAAAACGCAUCUCUCUCUCUUCCUGAAGAUGGAUGACAAACUCCACCGGCAGCUCAGCUGCGACGUCCUGCCCUCUGACAGUCCAAAGGACCUGGCCAAUGAGCUGGUGCACUACGCCUUUAUCUGUGAGGAGGACUGCGAGAAGCUGGCCGGCUUCCUGGAGGAGGCGCUGUGUAAACACCAGGCUGGGGCGUCUGGCUCCCCUGGGCUGUGUUGAAGACGUGCUGUGCCCUGCCCCCUGUACAACUGCCCCCCACCGCUGGGGG
Molecule: messenger RNA, 2364 nt
Organism: Anguilla anguilla (European eel)
Lineage: Eukaryota; Metazoa; Chordata; Actinopteri; Anguilliformes; Anguillidae
Gene: nrbp2a
Product: nuclear receptor binding protein 2a
Exons: 18
Coding region: 801-2315 (504 amino acids)
Biological process (GO): intracellular signal transduction; protein phosphorylation; endoplasmic reticulum to Golgi vesicle-mediated transport
Cellular component (GO): cytoplasm; endomembrane system
Molecular function (GO): ATP binding; protein serine/threonine kinase activity
Source: RefSeq, a predicted model, not a curated record